AAGCAGGAAGUUCGUCUACCAAGAAGUCUGAGCACAUAAACAAUACACAAAGAAGACACAUCCAAAGUGGAAAAAGUGUAACAGAGUUAUCGCAAUGGCCGGUAUUAAAGCACUGGUUGCGCUGUCCUUCAGUGGUGCCAUAGGACUUACAUUUCUUCUGCUGGGCUGUGCACUGGAACAGUACGGGGUGUACUGGCCGCUGUUUGUCCUGAUUUUCUACAUAUUAAGCCCCAUCCCGACCUUCAUAGCCAGACGCCUCAGUGAUGACACAGACUCCUCCAGCAAUGCAUGCAGAGAGCUGGCCUACUUCAUAACAACUGGCAUUGUGGUAUCAGCUUUUGGUCUUCCCAUUGUAUUGGCCCACAAAACAACUAUCCAGUGGGGUGCCUGCGGUCUGGUGAUGACAGGAAAUGCUGUCAUCUUCCUCACAAUCUUCGGCUUUUUUGUCGUGUUUGGAGGCGGGGACGACUUCAGCUGGGAGCAGUGGUAGUGAGCCUUUAGACAGUGAAAAGAUGGAAGGAAGGAUAGGUGGAUAGUCGAAUGGAUAGACUGCAGACUGAGGGGCACAUGUGUCCUGUAUUCAAGCUGAGGAGGACGCUCCUGUACAUUAUAGGCUGCAAAAUGUCAAUUGUACCUGGCAUGUAUCAGGACAUUUUUUUAAAUGAGGGGAUAUUAAGGUUGGAAACAACACUAUGUUCCCUAUCAAUGUGCCUUAUGUCUGGGACCAGGGAGACAAUGAUGCCUAUACCCCUCUUAUGCUAUAACCCCAUUAUUAUCCACCUUAACCUUGUUUUAGCUUGUGUCGCCUUUGUUUCAAUCCCCAAAUAAUAGCGCGCAUAGCAGCUGCCUGCUACUUCUAUAUGCUUUCGUUAUAAAAUAUCACAAAGGGAUCGGAAAGAGUAACUCUCUUGUAUCAUACACUGCCAUGCUUACUGCAUUAUCUUUCCUCAUUUGCCUAAGGGGGAGUGCCUGUAUAGAUGAUAUGGCUUACUUAUAAUUAUCACUGUUUGCUGUGUAAAGUAUAAAGCAGGUUAUGUUAUGUUAAUCCAUGCUUUUUGACAGCUAGCUAAUGGACUUCUAAUCAGGUAAAGAUAUAUUUGUAAGGAGAUGGCUUGUUUAUUUUCAGAAAAAGUGCUUUUUGUGCUAGUGCAACAGUUUACAUUCUCACCAAAGAUCAUUUUAGAGUGUAGAAAUGAAUUAUAUUUGCCUUUGAAAUCUGGGUUUUGAUUUAUGCUUAGCAGCAGCAUGAUUCCCAACCACAAGUGCAGCCAUUGGAGAAGCCGCCUUUAUUAUGCAUUGUCUGUUAUCUCUCAUAAUAUUUUCACAAUCCUUUAACUGACAAAAAGGCUUACUUUUGACUUAUGUAAAUGGUUAAUACAGUGCUUUUAUGUGUUAGGCCCUACAGGGCAGUGCUGUACCUGCAAACUCCAUCAGAAGUGCCUGUCAUUCAACAGUGUAUGUUUUGAUAAAUUGAGAAAUCUGUGUGGUUCUGUUUCGAGUCAUUUUAUGUAAUGUUUCGUCAACAGGAGCCUAUGAAAUCUACAUUUGUGAAUCAUUUUUUAGUAUAGCCAUGUUCAGAUUCAUCAACUGACUUUUAAUGAGGCUCUGAAAUGUGUACACUUUGUCAGUUUUAAGAAAACCAUCACAAGCAUUCCUAAUUUCUAAUUUUCACUUUUACUGCUCCACAAGGAAAGUUAUUAAUACUGUAUGCACCGAAAUUGACAUGCUCAGUGGAAGUUUGUCUUUCUGUUAUGACUCCAGGACCCACACUAAUGAAAUCUAAAACUUUAUUUUAUACCCUCCUGACUGCAUUUUGUUUCCCAACAUUGAUUAAAAGUCUCUGUUUAAACAAAAGUAGAGACUGUGUCUGUGUUAUUGCUGAUAAUGUGAGAGAACUGGACAGGAAACUUGAUUUCACAUCUCUGCAGUAGUAAUGGAUGAUGCAGGCAAACCGACGCCUGCACAUUGUCUUAACAUUACAGCAGCCCCCACCCUAACCCUUGGAAAAUGCAGUGUAAACUAUGGUAUGUCUCUGUCUCACCUGGAAAUGCUAUGACCCUAAAGGCCUUACUCCCUGGGGUUCAGGUGUGAAAAGCAGCUGAAUAAUUUACAUGUUUUACAAUAUUUAUCUAGCAGUAUGCAAAGCAGCUCUGUGUUUUUUACCAGCUGUCUGUGAUUGUCAGUGAAAGUGCCUUUGCACCUGUCUGUUUUGGUCUUUCCAGCCUCACAAACAUUUAUAUGAAAACAGAAAGACAGCACUGUUAGAUGUGAUCAAGCUGCACAACUAAAGGAUGAUAAAAAUAAGUAUUAUCUAGUCAGGAUUCAACAGGGCGUGAUAGAAAUCUGUCAUGCACAACUUGAAUGGUUAAAUUUCAUUCUCUGUUCACCUGUGUUAAUAAACAUGCCAGAGUUGCCUCCCUGUAUUGCAUGUUUAAAUUGACUUCAUUCCCUCUGCAAUUAUAAGAA
This is a messenger RNA of Cheilinus undulatus (humphead wrasse), 2466 nucleotides long. Its product is annotated as leptin receptor gene-related protein. Gene Ontology annotation, cellular component: endosome. The record is from RefSeq and is a predicted model, not a curated record. Gene Ontology annotation, biological process: negative regulation of growth hormone receptor signaling pathway; late endosome to vacuole transport via multivesicular body sorting pathway. The transcript is spliced from 4 exons. NCBI's taxonomy places the organism in Eukaryota, Metazoa, Chordata, Actinopteri, Labriformes, Labridae. The coding region runs from base 95 to 490 and encodes 131 amino acids.